This is a messenger RNA of Vicia villosa (hairy vetch), 2697 nucleotides long. Its product is annotated as vesicle-associated membrane protein 722-like. The coding region runs from base 253 to 897 and encodes 214 amino acids. The transcript has 5 exons. Gene Ontology annotation, cellular component: membrane. Gene Ontology annotation, biological process: vesicle-mediated transport. The record is from RefSeq and is a predicted model, not a curated record. NCBI's taxonomy places the organism in Eukaryota, Viridiplantae, Streptophyta, Magnoliopsida, Fabales, Fabaceae.
UCUCUACCCAGUCCUCUUCUCUGACUUGUCCAAACUUCGUGUUUCAAAGUUUGAAGAAAUCCACAAAAUUAUAGAAAUAACAAUGAACAAGUCAAAAUCAAACACACGUUUUCACUUCUAUUUAUCUCUUUCCAGCACUUCAAAAACCUUGUGCAACAUUAAAUAUCUCCAAUCCAAUCCAAUCAAACUCAGAGCAAAACCUUUUCUCUAUUUCUUAGAAUCUGUCAAUAGUUGUUUUGAACGUUUUCCAAUAUGGUUCAACAAUCGCUAAUAUACAGCUUUGUAGCGCGUGACACGGUGAUCCUGGGGGAGCAUACAGACUUCAUAGGAAACUUCCCAGCAAUAGCAUUGCAGUGCCUGCAAAGACUCCCAGCAACCAACACAAAAUUCACUUACAACACCGAUGGUCAUACCUUCAACUACCUCACCCAUGAUGGAUUCACUUACUGCGUUGUGGCAGUGGAGUCUUUUGAUCGUCAUAUUGCAAUGGCCUUUCUUGAUCGCAUCAAGGAGGACUUUACCAAAAGAUAUGGUGGAGGAAAAGCUGCAGCAGCAACAGAUAAAAGCUUAAACAAAGAAUUUGGACCUAAAUUGAAGGAGCAUAUGCAAUAUUGUGUGGAGAAUCCUGAAGAGGUUAGCAAACUUGUCAAAGUGAAAGCUCAGGUUUCUGAAGUCCAAGAUGUUAUGAUGCAAAAUAUUGAUCAGGUUCUUAAUCGUCAGGUGAAGAUUGAUGUUUUGAUGGGCAAAACUGAAAACCUUCGCGAUCAGGCACAAGAUUUCAGGGGGGAGACAGGCCAAUUAAAGAGAAAGAUGUGGUUUCAGAACAUGAAGAUAAAACUAAUAGUUCUUGCCAUCAUAGUUGUCAUCAUUCUUAUAAUUGUUCUUGUUGUUACAUAAUUCAAAUGGUACAUGUUACUUCGGUUGUUAUUAUUUUGUAAUGUAAAACGUGAGUUAGUUAGGAUGUAUAUGGGAUAUUGUAUCAACAAUAUGUUGUGUAUAUAAGUCUUAUUGAAAAGAAGCAUAUGUGUGCAUUGAAUGAGAUUUCUUUUCUUUCUAAUCUCUCACCCCUUUUCUCUUACUUCUGUGUUUCUGUAGUACUUGCUGCAAUGUUGUAUAUGAUUAUGAACAACUGUUUCGUCAACAAUCCGUUUGUUGACAAUCCUCACAUGAUCAUUUUCUAUUUUGAGACCUUGCUCCAAACAUAAGUUUGUGAUUAGGCAUGAAAACAUCAAGUUUUCUAUGAGGAGAUGAGCAUGCUUCUGAACCUCAUCUUAAAUAAUUGCUCCAAAAUUUACUUUUAUCUCCCUACACGAUACAUUGCAAAUUUGCAACACCACCAGCUUUGCCUUGCUCGCAAGUCGGAGGCAAUAAGCAUGAUGCAUAUCUUGAUGAUCUGAUGCCGUACUUUCUCAGAGUUGUAAAGGAGUUUUGUGGUAGGUAUACUACGGAAUCUGUUUGGGACUGUGUUUUUGACUAAGAUGCACACUUCUAACCUUAAAAGCCUCACAGCCAAUACUAAUUAACUUAGUGGUUGAAGUGUUUGUAGGUAUUGUGCAGGUCUUCCACCAAGGCCGGUCAAAUUUCAUCAUCCCAAGUAGUCCGUCGAUAAUAUCGUGAAUUUGAGUUUUAGAUCAGAGAAGUGGACGCUGUUUGUAUGGACACUCAUGCCCACAUAAUAUCUAACAAUUCAUUUGUGACCACAUGCGAGGCACCAGAGGAACUUAACAACGUUCAGUGAGGUUGAGCACGUGUUUCGCAAAUGGGCAACUUCACCACUUUUACAAGUUUCCUGGAGAUAAGCCAUCCACAACACUCCUUAAUAGAAAGCAUAAGAAGAAAUAGUCUGAAGAAGAAGCUUUUGGGACUCCACAUCCUUCUGCAGCAAAGAAGGUCAAGCGGUCAGAAGGCCUAGAGAGCAUUCUGAAGUACACAGGUGAUGCUGAAGGAUCUGGAAAAUAGAAUAAGGAUGCUGAAAAAGAAUUUGUUGAAGUUCCUCCUCCACAGAAUCCAAGUAAGUCCUCUAAUACUGAGACUUCUACUCUUUAUAAUUCUAUUAAUGUUAAUUCUUCAUCAAUUCUUUUCCCAAACUUCACUUUGCCUAUUCAAAACCAGCCUUUUGGUACCGUAACUAAACCCACAAAAGAAACUGAAACCACAAAUAAAUCUAGCCAACAACAACCUCCACCUCCACCGGUCCACCCUCAUCUGAACAUACUCAAUCUGAACAUCCAAACACUCCUGAAACUUCACCCAUGAACACCUCACCUCCUCACUCUAAACAAACUCAUUCACUCGUCUUUGACAAAUUUCUUGAUGACAUAAUUCAAGGAACCCAUGACUCUUCAGAUGAUCCCCCUAUUGAAAAAGAUUUUUUCUCUAAUUAGAAUCCAUUUGUAGUUGACCUCUCUUCUGACCCUGAAACUAGUACACAUUUUAUACACAGUAAAGAGUUUAGAAUAUUCUAUGACCAAGAAUUUCUUAGAACCAAUCUCUAUGAAAAUAUCCCUCUAACACCUUCUUUUGAUGAAGCUUUAAAUGAAAUAGAAUCAAAAGUUGUUGAAAGUCUACGCUGUAUGAGGCAGGUUGUCACAAAUUAUGUUAAUCCUGCUGAAAGUGAUGCAUUAUGGGUAGGGGUGGCAAAAUGGAUGGAUUGGAUGGAUAUGGAUUGGAUUGUUAAUGGAUGGAUGAAAACAAUCC